Messenger RNA from Pararge aegeria (speckled wood butterfly), 2882 nucleotides. It is a transcript of the gene Rint1, whose product is annotated as RAD50-interacting protein 1. The record is from RefSeq and is a predicted model, not a curated record. The coding region runs from base 173 to 2731 and encodes 852 amino acids. Lineage: Eukaryota; Metazoa; Arthropoda; Insecta; Lepidoptera; Nymphalidae. The transcript is spliced from 14 exons. Gene Ontology annotation, cellular component: Dsl1/NZR complex. Gene Ontology annotation, biological process: regulation of ER to Golgi vesicle-mediated transport; retrograde vesicle-mediated transport, Golgi to endoplasmic reticulum; endoplasmic reticulum to Golgi vesicle-mediated transport.
UACUUCUGUGGUCCCUGUCGUCUGUGUGAUGUGCCAAUCUUUUGAACACAAUAAACUUAAAAUAAAUUAAUUCGUAAACCUGAGUAAAUUUAAAAUAACAUUCCAACCCUACACCUACCCUAGUCUUAUAAUCAUACAAUUAGAAUAACGCUUUUAAACUUAACACGUUAACAUGAACAUUUUCCAGAUAGAACAGAGAAAAUCAAAAAUAAAGGAAGAAAUAAAGAAAGAAAUAAUACAAAGUCUUAACAUUACAAUUGGUAGUGAUAUCCACAAUAUAUCUAGUGCAUAUGCAUUAGAAGCUGAAUUGAUGCGCAAAAAGACUUUGUUAAUAAGUAUUUUAAGUGCUUCAAGUGAUGAAGUGCCAACAAAAUUACCCUCAGCAAUUAAAAAAGCUGAACUAAACUCUACACAGAUAAACAGCAUCCAAACAAAAAGGGCACUGUUAAUGAAGAAAGUAGAAAGCUUUCUUUCUAAAACUGAACCUUUAACAAAUGAACUUGAAAAAAGGUUCAAAGCUAUAGGUAGAUUAGAAGAAGUGGUUUCUUAUUUUAAAUUAUACUCAAGGAUAGAGGAAUUAAGUAAUGAAAUGAAACAAUGCAAAGAUGAUGAACAACUGGUAGCAUUGUAUGGUGAAAUGAAGGAAAUGUGCAAUAAGCACCAAAAGACUCAUCAGGGUGCUUAUAUAAAGGAGUAUAAGCACUAUUGGCAUAAUGUUUUAAAGGACAAUCUUACAAUACAUUACGAAGAUGUGCUUAAACUAAUUAAAUGGCCACUAACAUCUGGCCCCGAGAAUUCGCCUCUGCCAAAGGAAGUAUUGAAUAAAUUUUCCAAUCUGACGAAGAAUUUGUUCCUUGUGCAAGAACCCAGCGAUGUAUUAGUUACUUCUAUAACUGGAGACUUCAUUCAGGGACAAGACCCAUGCCUUCCAGUGAGAGUUUUGCUACGUCCGUUGAAAAAACGUUUCGCAUUUCAUUUCACUGGACCAAGACAAACUGCCAGGAUUGAUCGUCCUGAAUGGUUCCUAACUCAGACUCUGACUUGGAUAAAGGAUCAUCAGGAAUUUGUCAAGAAUAAUGUGCAACCAAUCGCUGAAAAGUUGCAAAUAACAGGUGUUAAUGCAGUGGAUGAAUUCAAUGCAGGUUUGAUCGCAUUAGCAGCAGAAAGACUCCACACAGUAUUAGCAAUAUAUCAUACACAAGGUACGAAGGGAGAGAUGGGAAAUGUAGAUGCUGCUUUUGCCCAUGCUGUGGAUGAAACACUGGGAUUCCACAAAGAAUUAACUGCAAUAAGUGGCACGGAAGUGAACAGUGUUAUAUCUGUAUUGACUAAAGCAGAAACUUUUGUGCAUUGGCUGGCUGUUGAAAAGAAAUAUGCUCUAGCGAAAAUGGAUGAAACGCUUGGAAACGAGCAGUGGAUCGAACCGGUUGCGGCCGGAGUAGGAGCGGCAGUUGGUUCGGUGGUAUGGGUGCCGCGUGGCGCCGACUGGUUCAUAGCCUUGCUGAAAACCAUCGAGGACAGAUAUUCUAUGUUACCGCAACCAGGGCAUAGACUCCAAUUCCUAGAGCUUCAACUAGAGCUGAUAGAAGAGUGGCGUAUCAGAUUGACUCAGCUGCUUAACGCAGCAACGUCGACGUUGAAACCUGAGUCGUUCCUUGUGCCCAACCCACACCCACUUAUUGCAAUAAUCAAUGCGGGACAUCACACUCGAACAGUGCUAUUACAAUGGGCACAUUCUCUGCACUACCUUCAAUUGCACUACUACCGGCGUCAGUUCCAAUACUUCACGCACCAGCAACACACAGAUGACAGGAACAAAAGGAUGGAAGUCGACGACACUGAAUCUUCCACCACCAGCUUGGAUAGUGAUGAUGAAACCACUGAAGACACCACCAAACACGGAUACGCGGAAGCUGAAGGGGAGAUUGACGAAAGUAUAUCUUUGAAUGAAGUUGAAGAGAGUGCAAAGAUACUGGCCUUAAAGGAAGUGAAUAAGAGGAACUCUAUGGUACUGAAUCUAAGUCCACUGACCAUUAUUCCUCCAAUAGUGAACCUGGCUGUAGCAGAGCCUUUGGCAGAAGAAGAUACUGAGGAGGGCGGCGUAUUCGGAGACGCUCCGGCUUUGCAAGCUCAUCUGAGAGAUUCGGGCAUCGCUGCGCUCGUGGAACAUAUCAUGCUCGAAUUCAAGGCCACUAUACGCGAAUAUAAGAAGCAGCGGUGGCAUUCAAUGCUAACAAUGGAGCAGUUGGCGUUAAGUGUGUCGACGCCUUUGUGCGGACCUCUGUCGUCGUUGUGUGCAAGACUGUCUUGUGCCUCGUCAACUUUAGCGCCGCGUCUCGCCGUGAACCUUAGAUCCCGCCUCGCCGCUCACGUGGAUGAUUAUAUUUUCGAGGAGGUUGUAUUAGAGAGUUGGUUCAACACGGGAGGCACCUUGCAGAUCACGUACGAUGUGAAGAGAAACCUUGUGCCUGCGUUCGCGCCUACUAACACGUACACUUCGAAUAAGAAGCCGCUGCCAAAGCUAAUUGAGGCCUGCAAACUCCUGAACUUGGACUACGAAGUUGCGAGACACUUGAGCUCCCUAUUGGCAAAGCAACCUAAAGAAGCAGCUUGCACCCUCAGCAAUAGUGGUAUUACACACAUCGAUCCCGACCAAGUAGCCAGAAUCCUAAACCAGAGAACCGAUCUCAGUAGUGCGGCGACACAUACAUCGGUGAUGGAAUUAUUCUGAAGUUACGAAGGAGGUAGCCUCUAAAUGAUACAAAUAUCAUCGCACUUGAGUGUUUAGGCUGGUCUUAACUGUAUUCCUUUGAAUAUAUAUAUAGUUCUAUAUUAGUUUAUACAGACAAAUUGUUUAAUUAUUUUGACAUAUUUUUUUCAAA